UAAAAGGUACAGGUGGUGACAUUUGGCAUCACAAAGCCAGAUACUUCCACUGAGAGGACAGAUGGGUUACUUCUUGUACUUCUCCGCUGAGACAUGGACUCUGCUGGUUGCCUUUGUCACGCUCCUCCUUGUGUACGCCUACUGGCCUUAUGGAACUUUCAAGAAAUUAGGUAUCUCUGGUCCUAAACCUGUCCCAUUCUUUGGAACAAUGCUGCAUUAUCGAAGGGGGUUCUUCAACUUCGAUCAAGAGUGCUAUAGGAAAUACGGGAAAAUAUGGGGUAUUUACGAUGGCCGCCAGCCCGUGUUGUGUGUUGCAGAUCCUGAAAUCAUAAAGGCCAUUCUGGUUAAGGAAUGCUACUCUUUCUUCACCAACCGCAGAAAUUUCCGUCUGAAUGGGCCCCUCUAUGAUGCCGUAUCCAUUGCUGAAGAUGAUCAAUGGAAAAGGAUCCGUAGUGUCCUAUCUCCUUCCUUCACCUCUGGGAGACUGAAGGAGGUGAGCUUCUCCACCUUCUCUAUA
Poecilia latipinna (sailfin molly) is the source of this 517-nucleotide messenger RNA. Its product is annotated as cytochrome P450 3A30-like. Gene Ontology annotation, molecular function: iron ion binding; heme binding; oxidoreductase activity, acting on paired donors, with incorporation or reduction of molecular oxygen, reduced flavin or flavoprotein as one donor, and incorporation of one atom of oxygen. The transcript is spliced from 5 exons. The record is from RefSeq and is a predicted model, not a curated record. The annotation marks the transcript as partial. Lineage: Eukaryota; Metazoa; Chordata; Actinopteri; Cyprinodontiformes; Poeciliidae.